AGCAUCGAGCGUCCGGACACCGCUUCUUCCUCGGCUGUCACACAACAGGCACAGCCGCCAGCUAUCGCUAUGUUAUCACGAUCUCGAUGUGUGUACCGGACGCUUGGCCGUUCCCUGUCAGCGGUGAGCCAGGCCAACAAUUUGCUGGUCCGGCAAAGUGUAUCAGGCCUCUCUGUCUGCAGCCGGCUAGUUUACAGGAAUUCUCAGCUAGGUGAAUUUCCAUCAUCGGCAAAUGUCUUCCACAUCAGAUACUUCAAGACAUCUGCUGUUCACAGGGAAGAAGUAGUCACAGUCAAAACUCCUGCAUUCGCAGAAUCUGUUACAGAGGGGGAUGUGAGGUGGGAGAAAGCUGUGGGUGACUCAGUGACAGAAGAUGAGGUGGUGUGUGAAAUUGAGACUGACAAGACUUCUGUACAAGUCCCGGCUCCAGCAGCUGGUGUAAUUGAGGAACUACUGGUGCCCGAUGGAGGGAAGGUAGAAGGAGGAACGCCGCUCUUCAAACUCCGGAAAGGAGCUGCUGCUGCUAAAGCUGCUCCCUCCCCGGCUGCAGAGGCACCAGCUGCGGCAGCUUCAGCCCCUCCUCCUCCACCACCUCCACCUACUCCAGCUUCAACCCCCACAGCCAUGCCCCCAGUGCCACCUCAGGCUGCCCCAGCUAAACCUGUUUCUGCCGUCAAACCCACUCCUGCAGCUCCAGCAGCAGCUCCUCCAACAGCAGGAGGCAGAGGAGAAAACAGGGUGAAGAUGAACCGUAUGAGGCUGAGGAUCGCUCAGAGGCUGAAGGAGGCUCAGAACACCUGCGCCAUGCUGACCACCUUCAAUGAGGUGGACAUGAGCAACAUUCAGGACAUGAGGAAAAUCCAUAAGGAUGCUUUCUUGAAGAAGCACAGCAUCAAACUGGGUUUUAUGUCGGCGUUUGUGAAGGCUGCAGCUCACGCCCUGACUGAACAACCUGCUGUCAAUGCUGUUAUUGAUGACACAACCAAAGAGAUCAUCUACAGGGAUUAUGUGGACAUUAGUGUUGCUGUGGCAACUCCAAAGGGGCUUGUUGUACCAGUGAUCCGUAAUGUUGAGACCAUGAACUUCACUGACAUCGAGAAAGCCAUUAACGCACUGGGAGAAAAGGCUCGUAAUAAUGAGCUUGCUGUCGAAGAUAUGGAUGGAGGCACCUUCACCAUCAGCAAUGGUGGUGUGUUUGGCUCCAUGUUUGGUACACCCAUCAUCAACCCCCCCCAGUCUGCCAUCCUGGGCAUGCAUGGCAUCUUCGACCGACCUGUGGCCAUGAAUGGCGAGGUUGAGAUCCGGCCCAUGAUGUAUGUGGCACUGACGUACGACCACCGACUCGUUGACGGUAGAGAAGCAGUCACUUUCUUACGCAAGAUAAAAGCUGUGGUGGAAGAUCCACGCGUUCUGCUUCUGGACAUGUAAUGUGUCUGUAUGUAAUAGAUCAGCUGCAGAAAAUGGACUCCACAACACAAAAACACGCACAAGUCGCACAAAACCACUCACAUAACUAUUGUUGUCUUUUUAACUGUUCAGUCCCACUGCAGGGGGAUACUGAGGUUGUGUUCCAACACUCAUAUGGGGCUUAUACAUGUAGUGCUAUCUGUAGAGAGUGAUUUGAAGCAUCUGCCUUUUACUAAAUUAGAAAAGCAAACAAGGCUCAGUAUCUUCUGUCUGUAAAUGUUUGGCUACAUUUGGAUUUAUUAAAGAGACGAGUCACAUUUAACUUACAUGUCUUAGGACAAAAAUUGGCAGACACAGGCAGAAAAAUGUGGAUAACUCGUAUAUGGGUGUUUUUAUUAUAAGCAUGUGCUCUUCAGAUGGACAUGAAGCAGUAGAUAAACACUCGCUGCAUCCUUGUCACAGUAAUCAUGAAACACAAAUGGCUUUUCCAGGCAACUGUUGACUGCAAGACUUUCUCCCCUGCUUGUUAGUCGGUGCUUGUGAGCCACUUUUUCCACAGCGGGGCAAAGCAGAGCUCACUCCAAUUAGUUCAAGAUGUUUUAAUGUCAACACAAGACUGAAAGAUUUCUUUGGUUUGCCUCUGGUCAUUGUUACUGGCUUCAGUCUGGAAAAAAAGACUCAGCGAACAGGAAACCAGGUCUUGAGUGGAACACGUGUGUGUCAGCGCCAUGCCUUUAAAUCCAUGUCAGCUAUCUGAUGGGCAUGUAUGAGGUGACUCAGUUCAGUUAUAGUCCUACUUUCACACACUCAUUCAUGUCCUAUCACUUUGACUUUUUUUUUUUUUUUUUUUUUUAAACCUUUCUCGCUGUUGUCAGGCAGUCAACGUCUAAAAAUACUGGUAAAAAGACACAAGUAAAAUCACUCAUUAGCAGAAAAUGUACAAAACACAAACCAAACACUUUGUUUUCUAACAUAUAGAUACAGUAUGUUGUUACUUCAUGGGCAAUAUGUUGGGAGGUAUGUUCAAAACGCACAAUUUGGCAGCAUAUUUUUAUGUUAAGCUCCAUUGUUGAAAUUUUCAUUGUGCUAUCCUAUAUAUAAAAUACUUGUAUCUAUUUAAAGAAACAAUUUUAAACAUUAAACAUCUCAAGAGUUUUAUGUACUAAAA
Molecule: messenger RNA, 2575 nt
Organism: Seriola aureovittata
Lineage: Eukaryota; Metazoa; Chordata; Actinopteri; Carangiformes; Carangidae
Product: dihydrolipoyllysine-residue succinyltransferase component of 2-oxoglutarate dehydrogenase complex, mitochondrial-like
Exons: 15
Coding region: 70-1428 (452 amino acids)
Biological process (GO): tricarboxylic acid cycle
Cellular component (GO): oxoglutarate dehydrogenase complex
Molecular function (GO): dihydrolipoyllysine-residue succinyltransferase activity
Source: RefSeq, a predicted model, not a curated record